Cottoperca gobio is the source of this 2639-nucleotide messenger RNA. It is a transcript of the gene rab15, whose product is annotated as RAB15, member RAS oncogene family. The transcript has 7 exons. Gene Ontology annotation, biological process: Rab protein signal transduction. NCBI's taxonomy places the organism in Eukaryota, Metazoa, Chordata, Actinopteri, Perciformes, Bovichtidae. The record is from RefSeq and is a predicted model, not a curated record. Bases 199 to 840 code for a protein of 213 amino acids. Gene Ontology annotation, molecular function: GTPase activity; GTP binding.
CGCACCCACUGGAAGCUGGAGGUUGCCUGGGAAGCUGGAGCAUCCCUGUUUUGUCACCCACCGACCCAGUGAACAAAAAGAAGCCACAGCCUCAUGUUGACUAUUUGAGCAGACAUGGGAUGCAGGUGGGGAGGGAUCCGCCAUCCAUCGCUGAGUUAGCUGCCUGGGGCUUUUUUAAUUCAACACUACAUCUACACUAUGGCUAAGCAGUACGAUGUGCUCUUCCGACUCCUGCUCCUCGGAGAUUCUGGGGUUGGGAAAACAUGUUUAUUAUGCAGAUUCACGGACAACGAAUUUCACCCGUCUCACAUCUCCACCAUCGGAGUCGACUUCAAAAUGAAGACACUAGAAAUAGAUGGCAUCAAAGUGCGGAUACAGAUAUGGGACACUGCAGGCCAAGAAAGAUACCAGACCAUCACGAAGCAGUACUACAGACGAGCACAGGGAAUCUACCUGGUGUAUGAUAUCACGAGUGAGCGAUCUUUCCAACACAUCGUGAAGUGGGCCAGUGAUGUGGACGAGUACGCUCCCGAGAAGGUCCGGAAGAUCCUCGUGGGGAACAAAGCAGAUGAGGUGGACAAGAGGCAGGUGGCCACAGAGCAGGGUGUCAAGCUGGCCAAGGUUUAUGGAAUGGACUUCUUUGAGACAAGUGCCUUCACCAACCAAAACAUAACAGAGACUUUCACACGAUUGGCUGAACAGGUGCUGGCAGCCAAUAAAAAGGACCUGGAUCUUCUCCGGAUGUCUGUUAAUGACGAGAUUAAUCUUGCUGCUCUGGAGGAAGAGGAAGGAAUCUGUGACAGCGCGGCGGGCGACCAAGGCAAAGGCUGCUGGUGUUAAAGAAAACAAUUGAAGUCAGAUACUCUGCAAUCCCCAGACACUUUGCACACUCUUGGCAAAAUGUGUCUGCUUUUGUCGUUAGUUGAAAUAAAGAGGAACAUCCAGCUGAAGUCCAACCGUGUUCCAAUGCCAGAAAUGAGAGCCGUUUCAAGGACAAAGGUGGAAAUAUUUUGCCACACGGUGCCAAGUGUGCGGUGGGUUAACCAACAGGUCCAAAUGUCAAGAUUUCCCUCAGUGGGACAGAAUGUUCAUUGUCUAAAAAGCACCAAAUCCCUGCUCAGUUCAGUGUGUCUUUGAUGUAACCAAAUGCAAACCCCUGUCCACUACGAAUUCUGCGAUUGACAUACAGUUGAAAAGACUAAACACAAAACUUCCAGCGGAGCUGAAAACGAAGAUUUGAUCAUCUUUUCUUACAGACUUUGUACAGAGUCCUGAUGUAGAGGCUGUCCAAUGACAUGGAAUUGUCCACAACUGACUUGAAGCUUUUCACAAUGUUGUAUUUCACAUUAUUGUCCAAGCGCUGUCUCAGAUAUCGAUCAUAGGGCUGGGUGCCUUGAAAAUCAACAUGGGGAUUGAUUACAUUAGACCUUCAUCCACCCCUUCAGUGUUUUCCUUUAUGUGUGGGUAUUAGCACUCCUGCACACAUAGCCUUUCUAUCGUUGAUUGCAUUAGAUGUAAAGUGAGUAGUUGACCACAAGAGGGCGCUACAUGCAUUGUGAAAACAGCACACACACACACACACACACACACACACACACACACACACUGGAGAGGCGUUCAGUGUUAAAUUAUGCUACUUCACUGUAUUUUCUCACGUGUUGGUUUGGGUCGUAAUUGCACGUGCAAUGACUGCCUUUAAAUGCGAUGAAAGGAUUUGAAAUAUAUGCAGCCAUUUUAUUGUUUUUCUUUUCUUUUCUUCGUGCAAAUAUUGGCAACAGAGGAGGUUUUGCAGCUUGUAAUAUCAUCCACACAUACUUUCUGAUCAUUUGCGAUCAAGUACUCCAGUAGAAUUCAUUAACUUAGGGAAACAUUGUAGCAAAAUUGAAGAUAUUUUUCUUUGUUUAUAAGAGAAAACAUAAUGUACUAUAGUACAGAUAAGGUUUGAUAACUGCCUAUUGCAUUGUACAUAACAGUUUUUUCAUCGUAGAUUGGUAGAAUCAUGAGGAUACGCCAUUAAUUUAAUGUGUUCCCAUUAGAGGGCUGUAUAAACAAGUUGACAGUGAUAUUCUAGGUGGUCUGAAAUAUUCCCUCUGUGAAGAUAAUAAUGUCUUGGUCAUUCUGUCCUUUCCUCACUGUUUUGUACAGAGUCCAGUGGAGAUUUCCUCCCCCCCCCCCUUAUGACUUAUGAAGGGACAAGUGAGAGUUUUGCAUGCGAUCCACUCUUCCUUCCUGUCUUUAAAUGCAACUUCAAUGAAGUUAAUAAUCAUCUGACCGUAAUACAAGUAUAGCAUUUGACCAGAGUUGCCUGUUUGAGACUUAAACAGAAUGACCAUCAUCGGACAAAACUUGGCUAAAACAUUUUUUUGCAACUUAGUAAUAACUAAAUGCUACUAUAUGGAAAAAAAAAAAAAUGUUAAUCUGUGCACUGUGUGAAAUGGCAGUAUGUUGUACUGGAUGAUGUUCUGGACUAAGCUCUAGAUACACAAUGUAUCUGUGUUGUUUUUUCAAGAACUAUUUUUCUUUCUUUAAAACUACUUCAACUUGUAUUUGUGGAACUAUAUUACAUGCAACAUGUAAAAUGCAACAUGUUAUUCUUGGAGAAAAGAUGUCAGAUGUUUAUGAGUAAAUACUUGCAGAUA